This is a messenger RNA of Cryptomeria japonica (Japanese cedar), 1509 nucleotides long. Its product is annotated as 7-deoxyloganetin glucosyltransferase. Lineage: Eukaryota; Viridiplantae; Streptophyta; Pinopsida; Cupressales; Cupressaceae. The coding region runs from base 1 to 1509 and encodes 502 amino acids. The transcript is spliced from 3 exons. Gene Ontology annotation, molecular function: UDP-glycosyltransferase activity. The record is from RefSeq and is a predicted model, not a curated record.
AUGCGGCGAAGGCAUCAUGCAGUUGUUGUUCCAUUCCCUGUUCAGGGGCACAUUAAUCCAAUGAUGCACCUUGCCAAAGUGUUGAGAUCCCAAGGAUUCAUCGUUACAUUCAUCCAUACGGACCACGUUCAUUCUCGCAUGCUUAAACUCAAUUCAUGCAGCAUUGGUGAAGAAGGGAUUCAAUUCAGACAUAUCCCUGAUGGUCUGCCAGAAUCUGAUUGCAGGACAGAUUUUGCAAAAUUGGCUAGUGCAACAGAGAAUACUAUGCCCAUUUUGCUUCGCAAUCUUAUUCAUGAGAUCAAUGAGCGCAGGGAUUGUCCCCCUGUCACCUUCUUAGUUGCAGAUUUUUUUGCAGGUUGGGCUUUGGAUGUUGCCCACCAUUUUAACAUUCCAGCUGCUGCUUUCUGGCCCGGACUUAUUGCUACUUAUGCCAUUAUUCACCACAUUCCGAGUCUCAUCUCCAAGGGAGUCAUACCAUCCAACGUUGUAGAAAUUCAGCUCACUGUAAUUGGUUUAACUCUGCUUGAACAUGAACAAGGCCAAUUAAGUUAUGUUGUGAAUUGUAUUCCAAAGGAUCGUGUAAUGGUCAAGUAUCUGCCCUCCAUGCCACCUCUCUACACUGCAAAUCUUCCAUGGCUAAUUGGAAAUAAUGCGGACAAGGAGUUUCGCUUUCAGUUUUGGGUUCGGAACAUGAACAGACUAAGGAAGCUCAAGUGGGUUCUCUGCAACUCAUUCCAUGAUCUAGAGCUCCCAAUACUUAACAUGUUCCCAGAAGAAGUGGGCAUGUGUCCAAUAGGCCCUUUCAUCUCCGAUCUCUCAAGAGAGAAAACUACAAACAAUCAGAGUCUGUGGAGGGAAGAAUUAGAGUGCCUAGAUUGGCUUGACAUGCAAUCUUCCAAGUCUGUGAUUUAUGUCUCAUUUGGGAGCAUUGCAAUUUUGAAUGAAAGGCAAUUGGAGGAGCUUGCACUUGGUCUUGAGACCACAAAGCAGCCAUUUUUGUGGGUGGUGAGGUCUGAUCUAAUGGAGAGAAAGCAAGCAGUCUUUCCUUCAGGAUUCCUGAAACGAGUUAAUACCAAUAAGCAGGGUUGCAUUGUAUCAUGGGCUCCACAGACGUCUGUAUUGUCUCAUCCUUCUAUAGCUUGCUUUAUCACACACUGCGGAUGGAAUUCCACCAUGGAAAGCAUUACAGCAGGCGUGCCCAUGCUCUGCUGGCCUUAUUAUGCAGAUCAGUUCCUUAACUGUGCUUAUAUAGUCCAUGUCUGGAAAAUUGGCUUGGCUUUGAAUCCAAACGAUAGAGGACUUAUAGAGGCAGAGGAAAUUAAGACUUCUGUGUGGAGAGUAACUAUGGGAGAAGAAUGUGCAGAAAUGAAAGAGAAUGUGGCCAAACUGAAGGGCAGUGCCAUGGGUGCUGUGAAGGCAGGAGGAUCUUCUUACAACACCUUCAAUAAAUUUCUUCAAGACAUGGAUAUGAAUACCGCUUCUGAUGGCUUAGGAUCUCCAUGUUCAUGA